UCACCCGGCGACAGGGCAAGAAAAUAAAAAAAAAUUGCUUGAGCAUAAAUAACUCAUGCGCCGACCUAAUCUAAAAUUAGAAAAAUUAGGGAAGCUCUUGGGCUAUAUUUUUAAUUAUUAUAAUUGUAAUCUAAUUUACUACGUCAAAGGUGGAGUAAAACCAUAUACAAUGAGUAAAGGAAAUCAACUACUAGACAUGUUUUUGGAGUUCGACUGGAAAAAGAUAUUCACUUGGAACUACAUGAAGGGGCUAAUACUAAAUCCGACUCAACUUUGGUUUGUAGCCACACUAAUCAUCGCUGUUGAAUUGGUCGUGAACGUUUUGGUGGUGGAGCGCGUGCCAUACACCGAGAUUGACUGGAAAGCAUACAUGCAAGAAUGUGAGGGCUUCUUGAAUGGAACAUUUGACUACAGCCAACUCCGUGGUGACACCGGCCCCUUGGUUUACCCAGCAGGAUUUGUGUAUAUCUAUUCAAUGCUUUAUUUCCUUACAAGUCAGGGUUCAAACAUUAUUCUGGCCCAGUAUUUGUUCAUAGUUAUAUAUUUGUUGCAACUUAUGCUUGUACUUAGAAUUUAUAUUAAAACUAAGAAAGUACCACCAUAUGUCAUGGCAUUUACAAUUUUAACAUCUUAUAGAAUUCAUUCCAUUUAUGUACUGCGUCUGUUCAAUGACCCAAUUGCUGUAUUAUUCGUUUAUGCAGCACUAAAUUUGUUUUUAGAAGAUGAAUGGUCCUUGGGUAGUGUUUUCUAUAGUUUAGGAGUAUCAGUAAAGAUGAAUAUAUUAUUAUAUGCUCCUGGAUUAUUCUUCUUUUACUUGAUAAAUUUAGGAUGGUUCAAAACUAUGCAACAACUUGCUGUUUGUGGAUUCAUCCAGUUGCUACUUGGUGCACCGUUUUUGUUCAGCAACCCAGGAGCAUAUUUAAAAGGCAGUUUUGAUAUUGGUAGAGUUUUCAACCACACUUGGACAGUCAACUACAGAUUUCUAGAUGUUGAUAUAUUUGAAAGCAAGUGUUUUCAUUUGACUUUAUUGGCUAUACAUGUUGUACUCCUUCUUAUAUUUCUGCCUUUAUGUACAAAAUAUUUUCAAACUUACUGUCGCUUGAAGUAUGUGCAAAAACAAGUGCAACCUCAAAUUGAUUUAGAAAACAAAAUAAACCAGCAAAGAAGUAAAGUGAUAAAAGAACGUAAAGUUAAAUCCAAACCUGAAGCUGAAAAACUAACCAAAGAACAAGAAGAUUUUUUAAAUACAUUUGAGAAUAUGCUUCAAUCUUCUCAAAAAGGUGCAAAAAAGACUCACAGAAAGCCGAUAGAAGUGAAACAGCCAACUAAAUACCACAUUGACUUUGAUAUUCUGUCUCAAAUGUUCAUACUUCCUAUGUUUUUAAUAAACUUCAUUGGCGUUGUGUGUGCACGCAGCCUUCAUUAUCAGUUCUACUCUUGGUACUUCCACAGUUUGCCAUAUUUGUUAUGGUCUACAAAUUUUUCAAUUAUUGUUAAAUUUUUAAUCUUAGCUCUAAUUGAGUUUUCAUGGAAUACUUACCCAAGUACUGAUUUAUCUAGUUUAUUGCUUCAUAUUUGCCACUUGAGUAUAUUAUUUGGGGUAUAUAAAAAAACCUCAGCAGAACUUAAAAUUGCUUCCAAAGUCCAAUAAAAAGUGGGAUUUUAAUAAGUUACUGUGUAAAAAUAAAAUACUGUGAAAGUAUGGCCAACCAAUUUGAAUCUUAGGCCACUCUAGAACCCUGUCUAAUUGUCUCUGUGCUGUAUUUGUCAUUAGAAGUCACUUCAAAGUUCACUGAAAAGGUUCUACAGCCGCCUAGAAUACAAAUUGGUUGAUUGAUAUUUCCAUAUUGGCAAAACCUUAAAUAACCAACUACAAUUUAGGAUUAAAGUAUGUAUAGGAAAAAAUAAAACUCUAGCUAGAAGAAGCUAAAUUAAUUACUAAGCACAUAUUUUUUUUACACUUAUUAUGUUAAUGAAGCAUGUCAUGUUUUAUAGUUCUAUUUCAGUUAUAGAAGGGUCUUCAUCCACUCUGAAAAUGUCAAAGUUGUAUGAAUAUCAAAAUAAUGAAGCGGUUAUUAUUUCUUUUGUGUAAGAUAAGACUGUCCUAUCAUAUUUAUUUAAUUAUUUCAAUUUUUACUUAACUCUGUAGUUUUCUUUACGCUACAUAUUAGAAAAAGUUAUUUAUCUUUGAGUACCCCUUUGUAGUAGAGAUAAAGUGACAUAACUGUCCAUUAUCAGGUCCAUUAUCACAUCAGAAUAAAUAAGUGUUAAAAAAAUUAAAUACUUGAAUUUUUUGAACCAUCCUACUAAGGAUGAUAUUUUUGUACGAUAAUAUUCAUUAAUCCUUUAGAAAUAUUGGAAUAGUAUUAAGAUUACCAUUGUCGCUCAUAAAUUGUGUCGCUUAUUCCAUCGCGUAAUCCAUUCUGCUAUAACGUUGAUUAUCUUUCAGAUCAUAUUAUAUUUUUUAUAUGUUCAACCUUAGAGCAGAAUGGAUUUACCCAGGUUUGAUGUUAAGCGACACAAAUGAUAAUUAAGUUGGGACUGACUAUCACAUACAAAAAAUGAGGCAUUAUUUAUCUUUAUGUGCAAUAGGUAGAGAAAAGCAUUGUCUACCAGUCAACCAAUAUGAUCAAACAUGAUCAAAGACGACAUAGACUGUUGUGUUGCAACAGUGUUGACGAAUGUGACGAUUGAUGAAAAUGAUGAAUGCGUGUAAAACCAGAAAAGAACGAAAUAAAGAACUUAACAAAACACCUACACUAGCUGAGCGUUUUCAUAACAGUACCCUGAAACAGGAUACAUUUUAUGUAACUAAUGACCCUUACACCGUUGUAAUCUUAAUUUUUUCAGUACGUUGUUUUUUACCGGCCCUAGUUCGCAAAGUAUGCCAUUUCUUGUGAAGUCGGAACUUCAAAGGGCCAUACAUACAAAAAACGUCGUACGAUACACGUGCGAAGAGGAACUUCGGUCCUUUCUGUCGUGUUUUAAUUUAUCGCCGUUCGUUUCGAAUUUCCUCUUUUCCGCACUUGUAUCGUAAAUAUCGUAAUGGCAUACUUUAAGUUUUUGUAUGUUUUACUUUAUAUUACCGUAAGCAAUACCGAAGUUUGUAUGUUUUACUUUAUUUUACUAUAAUAAGCAUUACCGAAGAGUGAUUGGUUGUCGGUACAUUAUUGUGGGAAUGAGUACCUAUCAAGUGCGCAAGCCGCAGUAGAUGGCGCUGUAAUACUUCAUGUUUUGUACUGUUGUAAUAGUAGAUUUGCGGUAAGAUAAAAUAUCGUCUAAAGCA
This is a messenger RNA of Leguminivora glycinivorella, 3286 nucleotides long. It is a transcript of the gene Alg3, whose product is annotated as lethal(2)neighbour of tid protein 2. Gene Ontology annotation, molecular function: dol-P-Man:Man(5)GlcNAc(2)-PP-Dol alpha-1,3-mannosyltransferase activity. The transcript has a single exon. NCBI's taxonomy places the organism in Eukaryota, Metazoa, Arthropoda, Insecta, Lepidoptera, Tortricidae. Gene Ontology annotation, cellular component: endoplasmic reticulum. The record is from RefSeq and is a predicted model, not a curated record. Bases 56 to 1651 code for a protein of 531 amino acids.